AUGAAUGCUCUCACCUUCUCCACGCUAGCAGUCCUAUUGUCGGGCAUCCUCGCUUCGGUUGGUGAUCACUACGAGUACGGCUACGAUGAAUAUAUCGUUGGCCGUCAUGGACAUGACCACGGUACAAGCUAUACUAAAGGCUCUAACAAGGGAGAACAUCGUGGCCACGAAAGGCACAAGUACGACCGUUGGGCGAGGCACACCAGAGGAGAAAAACACGAGUUGCGCUACGGAACUGACUGGGAUAAAGACCACGGUAAAGGACACCCCGGCAAGAAGCAUUACGAAAGCGGUUACAAGUAUCAAGAUGACAUCCAUGAAAAUGGGCAUCACGACCACGAUCACUACGGUUAUGGACGCCUCCAUCAUGAUUUAGGCCACGACCAUCACGGUCACAGGCGCGAUCAUGGUGAUCAUUACGGUUCCGGGCACGGACAUGGCUUCAAUCACAAACUUUUUGGUCCUGGGCACGACCACAGCUUUGAUCGCGAUCAUUCACAAUUACGGACAGGACCAUCACAAGCCUUCUGGCUAUCGCGAUUCUGA
This is a messenger RNA of Haemonchus placei, 546 nucleotides long. The record is from the annotation of a GenBank genome assembly. NCBI's taxonomy places the organism in Eukaryota, Metazoa, Nematoda, Chromadorea, Rhabditida, Trichostrongylidae.